AUGAUCUUCAAUGCUGAUGAGGCCCACAACAUAGUUAAGGAGUGCAUAGAAAGUGUUCUAGGCAAGUCAGAUUACAAUCACAACAAAGUCAACCAGUGGACUGCGGCUAUAGUAGAACAGUCACUGACACAUCUGGUAAAACUUGGAAAAACAUAUAAGUACAUUGUAACGUGUGCAGUGAUGCAGAGGAGUGGAGCUGGUCUUCAUACAGCAAGCUCGUGCUUCUGGGAUACCACAACUGAUGGAACCUGUACAGUGAGAUGGGAAAACCGAACAAUGAACUGCAUUGUCAAUGUGUUUGCUGUUGCUAUUCUCCUGUAGCUGACUGGAAGAUAAAUAUAAGCAACACCAAAGCCUUUAAAAAAAAUACAAAACGUCCAAACACAU
Molecule: messenger RNA, 387 nt
Organism: Chaetura pelagica (chimney swift)
Lineage: Eukaryota; Metazoa; Chordata; Aves; Apodiformes; Apodidae
Gene: DYNLT3
Product: dynein, light chain, Tctex-type 3
Exons: 4
Coding region: 1-321 (106 amino acids)
Biological process (GO): microtubule-based movement
Cellular component (GO): cytoplasmic dynein complex; kinetochore; cytoplasm
Molecular function (GO): dynein intermediate chain binding
Source: RefSeq, a predicted model, not a curated record